This is a messenger RNA of Lotus japonicus, 2490 nucleotides long. Its product is annotated as long chain acyl-CoA synthetase 6, peroxisomal. Gene Ontology annotation, cellular component: endoplasmic reticulum; membrane. Gene Ontology annotation, molecular function: long-chain fatty acid-CoA ligase activity. Gene Ontology annotation, biological process: fatty acid metabolic process. The record is from RefSeq and is a predicted model, not a curated record. The coding region runs from base 140 to 2230 and encodes 696 amino acids. The transcript has 23 exons. Lineage: Eukaryota; Viridiplantae; Streptophyta; Magnoliopsida; Fabales; Fabaceae.
CGCUUCUUCCUUCUUGCUCUUACAUUCAUUCACACAUCAUCAUCAUCAUCAUCUUCUUCAACCUCUCAUUUCUCGUGUUUUCUGCAUCAAAUCGCACGAAACCUCUCACAAUCGCAUCAAAAUUCCACGUUCGAGCUUCAUGGAUCAAACACCCGCCGCACAACGUCGUCUCAGGACCAUUAACGCCCACCUCAUCGCCGCCGCUGAUGAUUCUACCUCCCACCUCCGAUCUAACCCCACCGCCGGCGAGUUCGUCCACGAACAAGGGUAUAGUGUUGUACUCCCAGAGAAAUUGCACACAGGAAAGUGGAACGUGUAUAGAUCUGCACGUUCUCCGCUGAAACUAAUGAACAGGUUCCCUGAUCAUCCUGAAAUUGGUACACUGCAUGAAAAUUUUGUCCGUGCAGUUGACACUUUUCGAGACUACAAAUAUCUGGGAACCCGUGUUCGUGUUGAUGGAACAGUUGGAGAGUACAAAUGGAUGACAUAUGGAGAAGCAGGUGCUGCCCGGUCAGCAAUAGGCUCUGGUUUGAUUCAUUAUGGAGUCCCAAAGGGUUCCAGCAUAGGGUUGUAUUUUAUUAACAGACCUGAGUGGCUCAUUGUUGAUCAUGCUUGCUGUGCGUAUUCAUACGUAUCAGUUCCUUUAUACGAUACUCUUGGUCCUGAUGCUGUCAAGUAUAUUGCUAAUCAUGCUCUUGUGCAAGUUAUAUUUUGCGUGUCUCAAACAUUAAAUUCAUUGCUGAGCUACUUGUCUGACCUUCCAACUGUCCGUCUAAUUGUGGUAGUUGGAGGUAUGGAUGAUCAAAUUCCAUCGCUUCCAUCAUCAGCUGGUGUUCAGGUUAUUACAUAUUCAAAGCUGCUUAGUCAGGGGAACAGCAAUCUCCAACCCUUUUGCCCUUCAAAACCUAGUGAUGUUGUAACGAUUUGCUAUACUAGUGGUACAACUGGAACCCCAAAGGGUGCUGUCUUGUCCAAUGAAAACUUCAUUGCAAAUGUUGCUGGAUCCUCUUUAGAUGAAAAAUUCGGCCCUUCUGAUAUUUAUAUAUCUUAUCUCCCUUUGGCACACAUAUAUGAGCGAGCAAACCAGGUCUUGAAUGUAUAUUUUGGCAUUGCAGUGGGAUUCUACCAGGGGGAUAAUAUGAAAUUAAUGGAUGACCUAGCUGCUCUAAGACCUACUAUCUUCUGUAGUGUUCCUCGCCUAUAUAAUAGAAUAUAUGCUGGAAUUAUCAAUGCUGUUAAAACUUCUGGUGGUCUGAGGGAGAGGAUAUUUAAUGCUGCCUACAAUGCUAAAAGACAGGCACUAUUGCAUGGCAAGAACCCAUCUCCAAUGUGGGACAGAUUAGUUUUCAAUAAGAUAAAGGAAAAGCUUGGAGGACGAGUUCGUCUUAUGGUGUCAGGAGCCUCUCCUCUAUCACCUGAUAUCAUGGAAUUUUUAAAGAUUUGCUUUGGUGGGCGUGUGACUGAAGGAUACGGAAUGACUGAGACCACUUGUGUUAUAAGUUGUAUUGAUCAGGGUGACAAACUUGGUGGUCAUGUUGGCUCUCCUAGCCCAGCCUGUGAGGUAAAACUUGUGGAUGUUCCAGAAAUGAACUAUACAUCUGAUGAUCAGCCCCAGCCCCGUGGUGAAAUUUGUGUCAGGGGUCCCAUUAUUUUUAAAGGAUAUUACAAAGAUGAAGCUCAGACGAGAGAAGUCAUUGAUGAAGAGGGAUGGCUGCAUACAGGAGAUAUUGGGACAUGGUUACCUGGUGGUCGUCUCAAAAUUAUUGAUAGGAAAAAGAAUAUCUUCAAGUUGGCACAAGGCGAGUACAUUGCUCCGGAGAAGAUUGAAAAUGUGUAUGUCAAAUGCAAAUUUGUGGCACAGUGCUUUGUAUACGGUGAUAGCUUUAAUGCUUUUUUGGUAGCUGUUGUCUCGGUGGAUCCUGAUGUCUUGAAAUCGUGGGCGGCUUCAGAAGGCAUAAUGCAUAAUGACUUAUCACAACUUUGCAAUGAUCCGAGAGCAAAGGCAACGGUCAUGGCUGACAUGGAUGCUGUUGGACGAGAGGCUCAGCUAAGAGGUUUUGAAUUUGUAAAAGCUAUCACUUUGGUGCAUGAACCAUUUACAAUGGAAAAUGGUCUGCUGACUCCAACAUUCAAGAUUAAGAGGCCUCAAGCAAAGGAAUAUUUUGCAAAAGCAAUAUCUGAUAUGUACAGUGAUCUCUCAAAAGCUGAUCCUUCUCAGAAAUCUUUGUGAAAUUGAGGGUCUUUCUCAUCACACCAGAUUACCACUAGUCUUAUACAUCUUUGUACCAGACAAAGAAAAUAAAGAUAGGUGACUAAGAGUGAACUUCAAGCAUUCACAUCGUAAGGUGACACACAGGAAGCAUCUCAUUGGAAUGAUCCUGCAACUUAAAUGUAUUGUUUCAUAAUAAUUAUGCUUCACAGUGUUUUUGGGAUGUUGUUUAUAGUUUUCUUCUCAAAUAUUAUUUCAAUUUGUUAAAUUUUUUGUCUCUA